CCCUUUCCGGGCAUCGGGGAGGUGGGGCUAAGGUGGGAUCAUGAGGCUGUCGCUGGCUGCCGCCAUCUCCCACGGCCGCGUCUACCGCCGCCUGGGCCUUGGUCCUGAGUCCCGCAUCCACCUGCUGCGGAACUUGCUUACAGGCCUAGUUCGCCACGAACGCAUCGAGGCGACAUGGGCACGCGUGGACGAGAUGAGGGGCUACGCGGAGAAGCUCAUCGAUUAUGGAAAGCUGGGAGACACAACGAACGAGCCAUGCGUAUGGCUGACUUCUGGUCACUGUGAGUGCUCCCUGCUGCUAGUGAAGAAAGAAUCCUUAGACAAACCGGUAUCUGGCAGAUUUAAGCCGGGGCAUUCGCUUACGUACCAGAGAGAAGGACUUGAUCCCGAAGCUAUUAAAGUGCUAGCGCCUCGGUCCAAGGUCAGAACGGGAACUACACAAGAAUGCUACAGAUCCCGAAUCGGAAGGAGCAAGAUCGGGCCAAGAUGGCAGUGA
Molecule: messenger RNA, 496 nt
Organism: Arvicanthis niloticus (Nile rat)
Lineage: Eukaryota; Metazoa; Chordata; Mammalia; Rodentia; Muridae
Source: RefSeq, a predicted model, not a curated record